AUGCCUCGCAAAGCUCGCAGAGCGUCACCCUUUGAGGAGCACGGCUACGAGUUUGGCGGCCCUAUCGGCGCCUUUGGCAUCUCGUUUGGUCUCCCGAUCCUCGUCUACGUCUUCACAUUCGUCUGCAACGACAUCUCCGGCUGCCCGGCCCCGUCUCUGCUCAGCCCCAGGACGCUGCAGCUCGAGCAGCUGAAGCGCGAGGUCGGAUGGCCCGAGGAUGGCCUGGCAGGCUUCUUCAACUGGCAGUCUGUCGCCGUGUCGAUCGGAUAUGUGCUGCUGAAUGCUGUCCUGUACAAGGUCCUGCCAGCUGUUGAGAUGGAGGGUACCGUGUUGAGGUCUGGUGGACGUCUCAAGUAUCGCUUCAACACUCUCUACUGCCACCUCGCCAUCCUUGGUGCCCUCGCGGCCGGCACUGCUGCCCAGGGCGCCGACUUCGUGGUCUGGACUUUCCUCGACCAAAACUACUUGCAGCUGAUCACGGCGAACCUGAUCAUCUCCUACAUCGUCGCCGUGGCCGUGUACGUGCACAGCUUCAGCAUCAAGCCGGGGAACAAGGAGAACCGCGAGCUCGCUGCAGGUGGCCAGUCCGGCAACCUCCUGUACGACUGGUUUAUCGGACGGGAGCUGAACCCGCGCGUGACGCUCCCCUGGAUCGGCGAGAUCGACCUGAAGGAGUGGCUUGAGCUGCGCCCCGGCAUGCUGGGCUGGAUCAUCAUGAACUGCUCCUUCUGCGCCAAGCAGUACCGCACCUUUGGCCGCGUGACGGAUAGCAUCGUCUUCAUCACCGUGAUCCAAGCGCUGUACAUCAUCGACUCGUGGGUCAACGAGACGGCCAUCCUCACCACCAUGGACAUCACGACCGACGGCUUCGGCUUCAUGCUGUCGUUCGCCGACUUCGUGUGGGAGACCUUUGCCUACCCUCUGCCCGCGCGCUACCUGUCCGUCCACCCGGUCAGCAUGGGCCCCGCGCGCUUCGCGGUCGUCGCCGCCUUCAUCGGCGUCGGCUUCUACAUCUUCCGCGCCGCCAACAACCAGAAGAACCGCUUCCGCACCGACGACAAGGACCCCCGCGUCGCCCACCUGACCUACAUGAGGACCAAGACGGGCAGCAAGCUCAUCACCUCGGGUUGGUGGGGCGUCGCCCGCCACAUCAACUACUUUGGCGACUGGCUCCAAUCCUGGGCCUACUGCCUCCCCACCGGUCUGGCCGGCUACCAGAUCCUCGCCGCCGGCACCGGUGCGGAGGGCGCGCACGUCAUGGCCGACGGCCGCGAAGUCGUGUCCGGCGACGCGGCCGGCUGGGCCGUCCCUAUCGCCUACUUCUACAUCGUCUACUUUGCCGUCCUCCUCAUCCACCGCGACGGCCGUGACGACGUCAAGUGCCACCGCAAGUAUGGGAAGGACUGGGAGGAGUACAAGAAGAUUGUCCGAUGGAGGAUCAUCCCGGGCAUCUACUGA
This is a messenger RNA of Geosmithia morbida, 1458 nucleotides long. Its product is annotated as Delta14-sterol reductase. The coding region runs from base 1 to 1458 and encodes 485 amino acids. The record is from RefSeq and is a predicted model, not a curated record. Gene Ontology annotation, biological process: ergosterol biosynthetic process. NCBI's taxonomy places the organism in Eukaryota, Fungi, Ascomycota, Sordariomycetes, Hypocreales, Bionectriaceae. The transcript has 3 exons. Gene Ontology annotation, cellular component: endoplasmic reticulum membrane. Gene Ontology annotation, molecular function: Delta14-sterol reductase activity.